AUGAAAUUUCAACGGAAAUAUACGACCAGAGCAGGUGGAGCUGCUGGUGGAUUUGGAGGUGGAGGAGCAGGUGGAAGUGGUGGAUUUGGAGGAGCAGGUGGAGGUGGUGGAUUUGGUGGUAAAGGUGGUGGUGGUAGAUUUGGUGGUAAAGGUGGUGGUGGUAGAUUUGGUGGUGGUGGUAGAUUUGGUGGUAAAGGUGGUGGUGGUAGAUUUGGUGGUAAAGGUGGUGGUGGUAGAUUUGGUGGCGGUGGUAGAUUUGGAGGCAAAGGUGGUAGAUUUGGAGGCAGAGGUGGUAGAUUUGGAGGAAAAGGUGGUAGAUUUGGAGGCAGAGGUGGACGAUUUGGAGGCAGAGGAGGAGGAGGUGCUAAAUUUGUCCUUCGCUUUGGCGGACGUGGGGGAGCUGGUGGUCUGUGUUUCUCGCCUCAAGGUGGCCAGGCUCGUAACAAUGUUCCUCUUGUAUUUGGGCAAUGUAAAGAUCGCAAAGACGUUUUCAGGAUGACAAGUAGCGGUGCCUUAGCCUCGGUCGCAUUUAGAGGAUAUUAUAUUCGUUUAAGUGCUGGACGAUUGGUGUUGUUCAGAGGUGCUAGAGGUUGCGCGAAGUUUAAAUUCCGAGGUGGAAAAAUAAAGGUGAAGUCGGGACGGGGAGGAAGAUACAUGUACGUUCAAUCACAAGGUGGAGCACGAGCAUCUAUGGGAAUGCAAAUCGUUGCCAAAUCUACACGAUCUCGUUCAUUUAUGAAGUUUUCUUGUAUGAAGGCCAGUUCGAGAGGAAUGAAAGGUCGUGGAAUGCGAAUGAGCAUGCGCACAGUUAUGAGAAUGUCAGGCAGAAGUGCUCGAGGCCGGAAGUUUGUCCUUCGCUUUGGCGGACGUGGGGCAGCUGGUGGUCUGUGUUUCUCGCCUCAAGGUGGCCAGGCGCGUAACAACGUUCCUCUUGUAUUUGGGCCAUGUAAAAAUCGCAAAGAUGUCUUCAGAAUGACAAGAAGUGGUGCCUUAGCCUCGAUCGCAUUUAGAGGAUAUUAUAUUCGUUUAAGUGGCGGGGGAUUGGUGUUGUUCAGAGGUGCUAGAGGUUCCGCGAAGUUUAAAUUCCGAGGUGGUAAAAUUAAAGUGAAGCCCGGUCGCCCUGGUGGUAGAUACAUGUAUGUUCAGUCACAAGGAGGAGCACAAGCUUCUAUGGGAAUGAGGAUUAUCGCGAGGUCAAGAAGAUCUCAAUCGUUCAUGAAAUUUUCUUGUAUGAAGGCUAGUUCGCGGGGAAUGAAAGGACGAGGAUUUCGUAUGAGCAUGAGGCGAGUUAUGAGAGCAUCAGGAAGAUUUGGAGCAGGUCUGGGAGGAAAGUUCGUCCUUCGCUUUGGUGGACGUGGGGGAGCUGGUGGUCUGUGUUUCUCGCCUCAAGGUGGUCAGGCUCGCAAUAAUGUUCCUCUUGUAUUUGGGCAAUGUAAAGAUCGCAAAGACGUUUUCAGAAUGACAAGUAGCGGUGCCUUAGCCUCGGUCGCAUUCAGAGGAUAUUAUAUUCGUUUAAGUGGCGGACGAUUGGUGUUGUUCAGAAGUGCUCGAAGAAGUGCAAGAUUCAAGUUUACCGGUGGAAAGAUCAUGGUGAAAUCAGGAGGGGGAAGAUACAUGUAUGUGCAGUCACAGGGGGGUGCGAGAGCAUCGAUGGGAAUGAUGAUUAUGGCAAAAUCUACAUCGUAUCGGUCUUAUAUGAAGUUCUCUUGCAUGAAGGCAAGUGCGGGUGGCAUGAGAGGUCGAGGAUAUCGCAUGAGUAUGAGAAGAAUUAUGAGGACAUCAGGAGCAUCUGGGGGUAGAGCUUUAGUUCGAGGUCGAAAAUUCGUCCUCCGCUUUGGCACAAGACGGUCUGGUCUGUGUUUCUCACCUCAAGGUGGUCAAGCUCGUAACAACGUUCCUCUUGUAUUUGGGCAAUGUAAAGAUCGCAAAGAUGUUUUCAGGAUGACAAGUAGCGGUGCCUUAGCCUCGGUCGCAUUCAGAGGAUAUUAUAUUCGUUUAAGUGGCGGGGGAUUGGUAUUGUACAAAAGUGCUCGGAAGAGCGCAAGAUUCAAGUUUACAGGUGGAAAGAUCAAGGUGAAAUCAGGACGGGGACGAUACAUGUAUGUACAGUCACAGGGGGGUGCGAGAGCAUCGAUGGGAAUGCGCAUCGUGGCCAAGUCAACAUCAUAUCGAUCGUACAUGAAGUUCUCGUGUUUAAAGGCCACUUCACGUGGGAUGAGAGGCGCUGGAUUGCGUAUGCGCAUGAGUGGUAUCAUGAAAGCCUCGGGGGCGAUGUCGUUCCGUAGUGGCUUUAGAAUGAGCGGAAAAUGGAGAAGUGGAGGUAAAAUUGGAGGGAAAUGGCGUGGUGGAGGCAAGUUUGGAGGAAAAUGGGGUGGUGGAGGCAAGUUUGGGGGCAAGUGGGGUGGAAAAUUUGGUGCUAAAGGUGGCGGCAAAUUUGGUGGAAGUUUCGGAGGAGGGAAAGGUGGCGGUGGGAGUUUUAAGGUAGGAGGAGGUAGCUUUAAGGUAGGUGGUGGCGCAGGUGGAAGUUCUGGGGGGUCCUGGAGUACUGGAAGCCAGUCAGGGGGUUCAUGGAGUACUGGAAGUAGUGGGGGUUCCUGGUCUGUCAGUGGUGGAAAUAAGAAUGCACAAAGUGAUAAUCAGGGUUGGAAAAGUGGUAAAGACGUUUCUGACACAACUGGUUCAAAGGUGUCUGGUGGUACAGCCAACAAAGCUGAUGGUAGCACAACUAGUGCAGGAGUAUCUGGUGGUACAGCCAACAAAGCUGAUGGUAGCACAACUAGUGCAGGAGUAUCUGGUGGUACAGCCAACAAAGCUGAUGGUAGCACAACUAGUGCAGGAAUAUCUGGUGGUACAGCCAACAAAGCUGAUGGUAGCACAGCUAGUGCAGGAGUAUCUGGUGGUACAGUCAACAAAGCUGAUGGUAGCACAACUAGUGCAGGAGUAUCUGGUGGUACAGCCAACAAAGCUGAUGGUAGCACAACUAGUGCAGGAAUAUCUGGUGGUACAGCCAACAAAGCUGAUGGUAGCACAACUAGUGCAGGAAUAUCUGGUGGUACAGCCAACAAAGCUGAUGGUAGCACAACUAGUGCAGGAAUAUCUGGUGGUACAGCCAACAAAGCUGAUGGUAGCACAACUAGUGUAGGAAUAUCUGGUGGUACAGCCAACAAAGCUGACGGUAGCACAACUAGUGCAGGAGUUUCUGGUGGUACAGCCAACAAAGCUGAUGGUAGCACAACUAGUGCAGGAAUAUCUGGUAAUACAAUUGAUGAUACCCAGAACAACAAAAUAAACGCAAAUAACAUUUCCGCAGAGAAGAUGAUGAGAGAUGAAUCCGAAGCUGCCGCUCCUGCUGGUGGGAAAAUUGAUGUUAUCCAAGGUCAUCGGGGUAAGGGUGACGUGUGGAAGUGGGGCAAAAAAAAUAACAUCGGAUAGCAGCAUAAUAGACAUUUGAGAAUGGACAUCGACCAAAGACAAUUGAGUAAAGAAAUCUUUCAGAAUGAACAUAAAUGGUUGAAGAAAACGUACAAAAUAUGUAAAGAAUAGCAUAGAUCUUCCGUAUCUUGAAAAAAAUAUACCCUUUUGGGAGAUAGAAAGGUAUUAAUACCAGAUGGUAUAGAUUUUAAGAAUAGAGUCAAAAAUGUAAAUUUUUCUAAAAAACAACUACUUUAUUAAGAGCAAGAAUACCGGGCAUAUAGUCUUGUAUUUUCAUAAUAUAUAUUACUGUCUUAAAUAGUAUAACCCGUUCUACCAAAUCCUUCGUAAUUAGAAAACUUUUUUGUGGUCAAUAAGCAGACUGAUAACUGGUGCCUUUUCUCCCAAUCAACUUCGGGUGGAGGAUUGCCUAAUUAUCAUUUAUCAAUAGCUCAAAUAAAACAGAAAGACAUUUGGAAAGACUGCUAGCAUAUUUUUGUAAACAUUUGAAUGGGGUUUAAAACGAGGAGGUCAGUCAUGCUGAGAUUAGGCUUUGGAACCUGCGAAAAACCUGUCAUUUUGACAAACUCUGCAAAGUGAAAUUAUCAAGGAAUUUGUGACUGU
Dendronephthya gigantea is the source of this 4035-nucleotide messenger RNA. RefSeq names its product spidroin-1-like. The transcript is spliced from 10 exons. The record is from RefSeq and is a predicted model, not a curated record. Lineage: Eukaryota; Metazoa; Cnidaria; Anthozoa; Malacalcyonacea; Nephtheidae. Bases 1 to 3432 code for a protein of 1143 amino acids.